This is a messenger RNA of Austrofundulus limnaeus, 2226 nucleotides long. RefSeq names its product platelet-derived growth factor receptor beta. Lineage: Eukaryota; Metazoa; Chordata; Actinopteri; Cyprinodontiformes; Rivulidae. The record is from RefSeq and is a predicted model, not a curated record. Gene Ontology annotation, biological process: protein phosphorylation; angiogenesis; positive regulation of smooth muscle cell migration. Gene Ontology annotation, cellular component: signaling receptor complex; plasma membrane. Gene Ontology annotation, molecular function: platelet-derived growth factor beta-receptor activity; platelet-derived growth factor binding; ATP binding.
GGGUCUUUCUGGUUUUUCCUGAAGAGGCCAUGUUUCUUGAGCUGGAGCCCUCAGCCUCAGGUCUUCUGCUCCAAUCAGGUUCCAACUUCACCGUGGUGUGUUCAGGGUGGAGUCAAGUCAAAUGGACGUUUUUAAACUACACUCAGGUGGAUGGAGUUAGAGUGGAGACACAGGGCUUCAGCAGUAUUCUGCAGCUCUCCAAUGUCACCUGGAGGAAUUCUCGAAGAUACACCUGUGAGGAGGCGUCAGCUCAACAAAGCAGACACAUUGACAUUUUCAUACCUGGACAAGGUCCAGAUGAAUGGUUUGUCCCCAUAAACUCUCAUGUAGUGAUGAAGACGACAGAGAUAGAUACUAUCCCCUGUGUGGUGUCUGACCCAAAGCUCAAUGUAUCUCUGUAUGAACGAGCAAGCAGAACUCUGGUCCCAGGAAUGACGUAUGAGCCAGCUAGAGGCUUCACGGGUCAUCUGAACGACACGUCAUAUGUGUGUGURGCAUCCAGCAGAGCCAAGCAGAAGGAAUCUCAGGUGUUCUAUGUCUACAGCAUCAUAGUACCUGAGGUCAUGGAGAUGGAGCUUUCAGUUUCCAGAACCGUACUGAAACAAGGGGAGGGCUUAACAGUUAACUGCACUGUCAGAGACCCUGGUGUGGUGGUCAUCUCCUGGGACUUCCCCCGCAAACAGGAUAUAGAACCUCUGACAGACAUCUUGCCCAAUCAAAUCCACUCCUUUAUCAACAUCACUAAGGCAACACUUGCUGAUUCAGGUAUGUAUGUGUGUAAGGUGCUGGACACAAACCAGAGACGAACAGUGAAGAAAAACAUCACAGUAACUGUUCUGGACCGAGGUUAYGUCUACCUCUGGUCCUCAGGUGAAACUAAUUUGUCAUCCAUCCUCGAUAACACGGUGCAGCUGAAUGUGGAGGUUGAUGCUUACCCUGCUCCCACCAUCACCUGGACCAAAUACAACAAGGAUUUUCCAAUGGAAACAACUUCCAUCAACACCACUCACCUGACAAGUAGCAAGUAUGUCAGCACUCUGACCCUGGUUCAGGUGCAGAUGAAUCAGACAGGAAGUUACACAGUAACUGCAGCCAAUGAGGAUGAUUCUGWAGAAGUUGUCUUCCACCUGGAAGUCAUAGCUGCACCGAGGAUCAUGUCUUUGUCAGAAGUCGGCAGUAACACCAUUCGGUGCAUCACUGAGGGAGCUCCACCCCCUUCUGUUACAUGGUACACCUGUCCCAGCUCACACAGGUGCAAUCAUUUGAGUGGCGGCUGGAAGAAUCUGUCAUCAGUCUCAAAGGGCGUGGCUUUAAAAGAGAACACAAGCAAGGUGAUGGAAGGAGGUCUUACCCAGGUACACAGCAUGGUGGUUCUAGAAGCUCUCAGCUCUGUGUCAGCUGUUCGCUGUGAGGCUGUGAACUCUGCUGGAGGCCGAGCCCGAGACCUACGAGUAUUGACUCAGUCUCUACUGUCUCAGGUCACAGUGUUGGUGGUGGUUCUGGUUCUGCUCAUAACAGCUGUCAUCUUUUUCAUCAUCCUUAUCACUCUGUGGAGAAAAAAACCUCAGUACGAAGUCCACUGGAAGCUAAUUGAGUCGAUAAGUUCUGAUGGACAGCAGAUCACCUUCAUGGACACUGAAGACCUGUCCUACAGCUCCACCUGGGAAAUACCUCGAGACCACGUAGUACUCGGUCAAGUGUUGGGUUCUGGUCCAUUUGGGUGUGUUGUUGAAGCGACAGUGUCUGGUUUGAUUCAUUCUGGUUCAGUGAAUAAAGCAGCGGUGAAGAUGGUCAAACCCAGAACUAGCUCGGUCCAAAGCCUGAUGGCAGAGCUGAAGGUUUUGGCUCAUCUUGGUCCUCACCUGAACAUUGUCAACCUGCUGGGAACCUGCACGAGAGGAGGCUGUAGUCCGUAUCCUGACCUUCUGACAACUAAAGGGUUUCUCUGUGAGCUGAAGAAAGGACACAGAAUGGACAGACCUGAACACGCUUCUCCUGACAUAGCGGACCUGAUGACACGAUGCUGGGAGGAGGUUCCUUGGUCCAGACCUUCUUUCUCCUCGUUGGCUGUUGCCAUGGGCAACAUGUUGAGUAAUGACUUCAAACAGCGUUACUUCCAGAUAACUCAAGAAUUCCUUAAAGGACAAAGUCCAGCUGUGGUUCAGUCGAGACGCAGUUUAACCACAACCACAGAAGAUCAGAGCCAAGGACACACAACACAACAAA